AGGUGUAAAUGUCAACCGAAAACGACGUUUCAGAAGAGAAUAAUUCAGAGCUUGACGAUGUUGAAGACGCAAAACAAGAUGAUCGGCGACGAUCGACUACGGUAAUAAUGACAAUGAAUGUGACGACGGUGCCAGCUACAGAAAGUGAGGGAGUUCGGAGGAAUGGAAGUGUUCGAAGACGACUUUCAAAACAGAAUGCAACAAUUGAAGAGCCAAUAUCUCUCCUGUCAAUUUCUGAUAGCCCAUCAGAAAACUCGGAUACUACGGUCCCAUGCAUAGAAGAGCAUCCAGAAGAAGGCAAAGAAGAGGAGAAGCCAGCAGAAAGCAGUGACGUGUCAAAACUCCGCCCACCGGGUCUCGCACAGAAUAAACUGUGGUCCACAUCGAAAUCGUUAAGCAGAGAGUCCACAGGAACCGAGUACUCGGACAGAAGUGGCAUUGAUCUAAGGAAUUUUGUGGAUCGCACGUUACACAAGAGUGAAGAAGAUCGGAAGCAGCUUCUGGAGUUCGAAAAACAACUCAAAGAACUUAUUUUAGAUGAUAGCACACAAUCGAAAAGAUUCGAGCUUCCAUCAUCCUAUCACCGAAUGCUUCUUCACAGGUGUGCCGCGUGGUUUGGUCUUGAUCAUAAUGUUACGAAUAAGCAGACCGAUAUUGUUGUGAACAAGUCAGAGAAAACCAAAAUUCCUGAUGACAACUUCACCGACUACAUCCGGCACGAUAAUUACGUAGAAGACCGACUGAAACGACAAAACACUUGCGGAUCCCGCAAGGAACUUCACCAUAUGGAAUCAUUCGGUGAUCAUUCGACGAGUCAAUAUGGAAGUCAAGCAAGUCUUAAUCAUGAUCUACUCAUGAUGCGAAGGGCACAAUCAUUUGACGUGGCAGCAGUCACUGGACCAUCAGUUAUUCAACCUCAAUCUCCACAUCAUGUUCGAGGUCUUCCGAUGCGACAACUUUCACUCAACUGCCCACAACAAUCAAUGGUUACUGCACCAAUGAGUGGACCACAGGGACAUCAAUGGGCACCGCAAAGAUCAUUUGAUUGCUCCAAUAAUAGUUAUUUGUGCACUGGAAAACAUCCAAUGAUGAGGAAAGCAGAGAGCUUCGGAGGAAUGGCAAACGGAAUAUCACAUGGCUGUUACGAGCAAAGUGUGCCAGUAGUUUGUGGAACACCUCCAUCAGUGAUGGUUCAUCACCACCACCACCACGCUCACAUCCAACAACCUCCAACCUCCAACUAUACAGGCUAUCAGGUAUUCGAAGAAAUGUCAAUGCCAUCAUCAAACUACCAAGAGCCUGGAAUGUGCUCCCCGGGAGGAACCUACUAUGAGUAUGUACCUCAACCAGUAGUUCAACCACAACAGUACGCUCGUCCAAUUCGGUACAUGCCACAAGAUUACCGAAGACCUCAAGGAGUUCAGUAUAUGUAUGGACCACCACCACCACAACAAUAUAUGCAAUACCAGCCAAUGGUUCAUCCGGAAGUUGAAGUUAUUGUAGAUCCAGUUCAAACUCAACCCUUUCCACAAGUCAGUCACUUUGUACUGCCUGAUCAACAACAGGGAUACUCAUCAAGCCAUCAAGCAGAGACAGCAAAUAGUUUUAUAAAGGCAAGCAUUGAUGGUGGAUAUGGAAGCAUGAAUCAAGACGUCGAGAAUGCUGAAAAGGUCGAGGAGGUCUAAACCUUUCCCCCCC
Caenorhabditis elegans is the source of this 1698-nucleotide messenger RNA. RefSeq names its product R3H domain-containing protein (gene ZK121.2). Lineage: Eukaryota; Metazoa; Nematoda; Chromadorea; Rhabditida; Rhabditidae. Gene Ontology annotation, molecular function: nucleic acid binding. The record is from RefSeq and is marked reviewed. The coding region runs from base 9 to 1685 and encodes 558 amino acids. The transcript has 6 exons.